GAAAACUUUCUCAGAGCAGACAUAAAUACAGGGGGGCUUCCAGCCAGAGUUUGUUGUUGUCCUGGACAAGAAUGGAUUUAAUGGAACUGUUUUUUGUUGCUAUUGGUGCUGCAGUUUUUGUCUACUAUGGAGUGAAACUGCUGCUUUUUAUUAGGAUGCUCUUCCCAAAAACAUGGUUUCCAGUGUCAAAGUCUUUUUUCACUUCUAUGGGGGAAUGGGCAGUGGUGACUGGUGCGUCAGAGGGAAUAGGAAAAGAAUAUGCAUUUGCGCUGGCUAAGAAAGGAAUGAACGUGGUAAUCAUGAGCAGAACCAAAGUGAAACUAGAGGAAGUGGCCAAGGAAAUAGGUAAUACCACAGGGCAGAAGGUGAAAGUCGUAGCAACAGACUUCUCAAAGGAAAAUGCCUUCAGUGAAAUUGAGGAUCAGCUGAGAGGCCUCAACAUUGGAGUUUUAGUUAAUAAUGUAGGCGUGCUGCCCAGCGUGGUCCCCAAGAGAUUCCUUGAGCAGAAAGAGCUGGACCAGACAAUUACAACGGUGAUAAGCUGCAAUGUGAAAACUAUGGCCAAGAUGUGCAAAAUAGUCCUUCCAGGCAUGGAUAACAGGGGAAGAGGUUUGAUUAUAAAUAUUUCAUCAGGAAUUGCCUGGGUUCCAUAUCCGCUGUACACCCUGUAUACUGCAUCUAAGGUGUUUGUGGACAGAUUUUCUCAAGGUCUUCAAGCUGAAUACAAAGAUAAAGGGAUUAUUAUACAGGCAGUGGCUCCAUUUGGAGUCUCCACUAAAUUGUCAGGUUACCAAAGAACCAACUUCUUUACCAUCUCUGCAGAAGAGUUCGUCAAAGGCUCCCUGCAGUAUGUUAGAGCUGGAGACAAAACAAACGGCACUGUCAAUCACAUAAUAGCGGGCUUGUUAAUGAGCUCUGUUCCUCUCAAGAUUUUGCACUCAGAGUUUGCGCUACAAAGCCUACAAGACUGUGUCAGGGAUGGGCUAGCAAGGCAAGCUUUGGAAAAUGGAUCAACUGUUUUGUGAACUCUACGAUGCAGUCAAAUUGCACUUGAGUGGACACCAUCCAUCUGCUGUAGCCCUCCAACAUUGAAGCAGUUUGUGUGACCAUACACAAAUACAAAAAUGAUUGUGCACAAAUGCAGAUUUAAAAAAAAAAAAAAUCACAAUACGUCUUCUAUAAGUAAGUAAGAAAUAUUAGUUAUAAUGCAACUGCAGUUGCUCAUGAUUUUGAUCUAAUUGUUUUUGAUGCUGCAUGGUUAGCUGUGACAUGGACGCCAUAACAUAUCUUUAUGUUCAUUUAACAGUUACACACAAUCAGAUGAACAAAUCUGGCCCUUAUCUGCUGAACUGAAGGAACUAUUUUGUUCUGUUAUUCACCUUUCCACACACAAUGUUGUAAGACGCACACACACGCGCACACACAAACACGCACACACACACACCUGUAACUGUCAUUAGUAUCCCCUCUGAGAUGGAGGAAACAUUUGAUCAGAUGAGUACACCACCAGACGACUUCACUGUGGUGUCAGUCACCAUUCUGAUAUCCACAAAACCAGUUGGGGGCGGAAGAGACCUGAUGAGCCUUUUCAUGGUUCCUGAGAAAUGAGAAUACACUGGAGACGUGGGUUUAAUAGCCCGCUGCUUACAGGAUGAUGUAUAUUGGUUAAAGCAUGCACAAACAUCUGUGUGUGCACAUAUGCAGAAACAGACACACAAGACCAUUUGAAUUAGUAUGUGCUACUGAGAUGUCUGACCUAAAAGAGUCACUAAUCAUGUGGUGACCGGGCUGUUUAGACAGCCGUGAUGAAUGAUCCUCCCCAUGAGAAAAGCGCAGGGAAAGGAAAAGUGGCUUGAGAAAGAGAGAGCGGGAGAGGGGGGAGGUCAGAGUGACCCUGAGUUUAGAUGAUCCAUGCCUGGCAUGUCUGUUUGAAAAAGAUAAAGAAUAACUCAUCCUUACAUGAGAAUAGUCUUUAUCCAUUAUAUAAGAUACUAACUGAGCCAGGUACAGUACUUUCGUGACAACAACAGCUAAAGAAAAACAAAAGAUAGGAAUUAUAGACAAGGAAUUAAGAAAUGAUCUCAGCUGGUAAACAACAGUUAAAAUACCAUAACAAAAAAAAGCAAAUCUAUAGUAAUAUUGUAGGUUUAUCAGUUUAUAAUAAUAACACACACAAACACAAAAUGCAGAAAAAAAAAAACUAAACAGAGAUGAGACAUUAUGAGUUUAGGUCUUGUAAGCUAUUUUGAAAAGGUGGGUUUUGAGUUGAUUUUUGAAGGUGUGGAGUGAGUCUGAAUUGUGGAUGAGAGUAGGGAGGGAGUUCCAGAGGGUUGGGGCAGCAGUGGAGAAGGCUCUGUCGCCAACGGUGUGGUGCUUGGUCCUGGUGAUGGGGGUCAGUAGAUUGGCAUUUGAAGAUCUGAGGUUGUGGAUGGGGGAGUGACGCUGGAGGAGAUCUGUGAGGUAUGGGGGAGCAAGGUUAUUGAGGGCUUUGUAGGUGAUGAGCAGAAUCUUGAUGUGGAUUCGGUGCUGGAUAGGGAGCCAUUGAAGGUGCUAAAGGAUGGGCAUGAUGUGUUCUCUAGAGUGGGAGUGGGUGAGCAAUCGGGCAGCUGAGUUUUGGACAUAUUCUAGUUUUUGAAGAUUGGAGGCCGUAGAGAAUGCUGUUGUAAUAGUCCAGUCUGAGGUUGUGAAAGCAUGAAUUAGUGUUUCGGCAUUACACAAAGGCGUGCAAUGUUGGGGGAGGUGGAAGAAGGAUGUUUUGGUGAUAUUCUUGAUGUGUUAUUUGAAAGAGAGAGUUGGAUUCAGGGUGAUGAAGUCCUGGGAAGAGGGGAGGUGGGAUUUGGGACCAAUGAUAAUGAUUUCUAAUUUGUUGCAGUUAAGUUUAACCCAUAAGAACCCACGGUGACACGCGUGUAACAAACACUUUAAAUCUUCUAGAAUCUCCCAUAUUCAGUUUUAUGCUUCACCUUAACUCAUUAAAUCCCUUAGCAAGACUGUGUCACUGUGUGGCUGUGACAGGAAGUGACUUCUCCAAAAUAUGUGUGUGACUGGAAACAGAAAUGUGGAAAAGUAGCUAAUUUCAAAAAGCUUUUUUUGUUACUAGGCUAAGUUUAAACCCAUUUAACAAUUCUAAUUCUAAUCUAAGUACAUUUGACCAAAUAUAAACAAAAAAUAAUCCUAUCCUAUCCUGUCACAAUUUCGAUAUAUGUUGUGGAGAUGCAAAGAAAAAGGCAAAUUUGUGUUUCUGUGAGCAGAAAAGGUGUCUAUUUAUUUUAAAAUAAGAAAUAUCAUAAACAUAACUUCCAUAAAUGCCCAAUCUAACAUAAAUGUCAUAUCACUGAUCUUUGACAUUUAGGGGUAGAUUUAUUUAUUUUUAAAUUAAAACAUCAUAAAUGUGUUCUAUGUGGUUCACUUGGUCUGUGGUAUAUCCCCAAUAAUUUUACUUUAAGGAUUAAUGGGUCUGGGUUCUUAUGGGUUAAGAAAGUUGCUGUUCAUCCGGGUUUUUAUGUCAUUGAGGAAGUUUGUGAUGGAGUGAUGGUUUUUGUGGAGAGGUAGAGUUGGGUAUCGUCUGUGUAGCAAUGAAAUUGUAGUUUGUGAUGCCGUAUGAUGUGACCAAGGGGUAGCAUGUAAAUGAUGAAUAGGAGGGGACCAAGCACUGAGCCUUGGGGGACACCCUGUGAGACAGGGAUGAUAUGGGAUUUGCAGUUAUUGAUGGAGAUGUAGUAAAAUCUGUCAGAGAGGUAGGAUUUAAACUAGGAGAGUGCUGAGCCAGUGAUGCCAAUGCAUGAUUUCAGAUUACUGAGUAGGACUGUUGGUCGAUGGUGUCAAAAGUGGCGCAGAGGUCGAGGAGGAGGAGAAUGCUGAGGGAGCCGGAGUCAGAGGUGAGUAGAAGGUUGUUGGUGACUUUUAGUAGAGCGGUUUCAGUGCUGUGGUGGGUACAGAAGUCAGAUUGGAAUGUUUCGUGGAGUUGGUUGGAGGAGAGGUAGUGCUGGAGUUGAGCAGCAACAGAACGUUUGAGUAUUUUUGAUAGAAAUGGGAGUUUUGAAAUGGGUCUGAAAUUGUCAGGGUUAUCAGGGUCCAGGCUGGGCUUCUUGAGGAUGGGUGUGAUGGCAGCAAGCUUAAAACAGGAGGGAACUGUACCAGAGGUGAGGGAGGAGUUUACGAUGUUGGGAGUGCUGACUUGUGUAUGUGGAUAUGGUCUUUGUAGGCUUGGUAGUGUACAGUGAGUCCAGUUUUUUUGUUUAGGCGUUCCAGUUUUCUGCUCUGUUUAGUUGGUGGAGUUUGGGAGUGUACCAGGGGGCAGAGUGAGUGAAUGAGACAUUUUUUUGUUUUUAUGGGAGCAAGCUGGUUGAGGCAGGUGGACAGAGUGUGGUUGUACAGAUUGACGAGGUCUGUUGGAGUUGGGUUUUCAGGGAGGGUGGAGUCAGCUAUGGUGUUGGAUAUGCAUGUGGAGAGGGACGUUGGACAGAGGGACUUGAGGUUGCGAAAGGUUAUGUGCGGUUUUGUUUUGGUUGGGGACUGGGUAUAUUGAUGUCGAUGAUGAUGGUCAGGUGGUCGGAGAUGGUGAGGUCAGUGUGUGAGAGCUUGUCAAUAUUGAGGCCAGUGGAACAAACAAGGUCCAGAAUGUGCCCACGGCAGUUGGUGGGGAAAUUUACAUGUUGGGUGAGGUUGAAGCAGUUGAGAAUGUCAUAUUACAAUAAUACAAUAAUACAAUUACAUAUAUUAUUACACUACAAGCCAAAGGAAUAUAUAUAUAUAUAUAUAUAUAUAUAUAUAUAUAUAUAAUGGCCCAUAAAAUGAAAAUGGGCCCAACAUGUAUGGUUUCUGUAUUAUGGAAUAUUGAUAUGUAUGUGAAUGGUAAUCUCUGAAUGGACCUUUAUAUGCUUUACAUUGAUGAACGUUUAUCUGUAAAUGUAUAGAAGGAUCUUUUGGAUUAAACUAAGAAUCUUUUUUCCAUUA
Molecule: messenger RNA, 4956 nt
Organism: Centropristis striata (black sea bass)
Lineage: Eukaryota; Metazoa; Chordata; Actinopteri; Perciformes; Serranidae
Gene: hsd17b3
Product: hydroxysteroid (17-beta) dehydrogenase 3
Exons: 12
Coding region: 72-1025 (317 amino acids)
Cellular component (GO): endoplasmic reticulum
Molecular function (GO): testosterone dehydrogenase (NADP+) activity
Source: RefSeq, a predicted model, not a curated record